Messenger RNA from Castor canadensis (American beaver), 2380 nucleotides. NCBI's taxonomy places the organism in Eukaryota, Metazoa, Chordata, Mammalia, Rodentia, Castoridae. The record is from RefSeq and is a predicted model, not a curated record.
AUGGCGUCCCCCAAAAACACCUCAGACAGGAGGUCAGCACUGCAGGCGCUGGCUGUCAGCAGGUCCCAGAGACUGGUUUUCCUCCAUGUCUGUGCCUCCUCUCCUGUGUCUUCGCCCGCCUGCGCGCGACGGCGACAUGGAGGCCAAAGGCGCGGACGGGGCCCGAGUGACCUGAAGCUGGUGGCACACCCGCGCGCCAAGAGCAAGGUGUGGCGCUACUUCGGCUUCGACACGGACGCCGAGGGCUGCAUCCUGCAGUGGAAGCGCAUCUACUGCCGCAUCUGCAUGGGGCAGAUCGCCUACUCGGGAAACACGUCCAACCUGUCCUACCACCUGGAGAAGAACCACGCCGAGGAGUUCUGCGAGCUGGUCAAGAGCAACACCGAGCACAUGCGCGAGGCCUUCGCCUCGGCCUUCUCCAAGCUCAAGGCCGACGCGCCCACCCCGCCGCCCGCGGCCGGCGACGCCCUGGACCCCCGUCGCCAGCAGGAGCUGACGGCCGCCGUGCUGGCCUUCGUGUGCGACGGCCUGCAGCCGGCGUCCGUGGUGGCCGAGCCCACGUUCCAGGCGCUGCUGCGGGCGGCCGAGCCCCGCUACGCGCUGCCCGGCCACCACUUCUUCUGCACCCAGGCCCUGCCCGACAGGUACGCGGCCGUGCGCGACACCGUCCUCAGGGAGCUGGCCGACGCGCCCUGGUGCGCCGUGUCCGCCGACGCGUGGGCCGGCCCCAACCAGGGCCGCAGGUACGUGACGCUGGCCGCUCACUUCCUGGCCACCGCGCCCGCGGGCGGCCUGGCGCUGUGGUCACGCUGCCUGAAGACGUUCGAGGUCCCGGAGGAGGAGGAGGAGGACGACGAGGACGCCGAGGCGGCAGCGGCAGAGACCGUCACCCGUGUCCUGUACGAGACGUUCGUGGAGUGGGGCCUGAGCGCCAAGGUGUUCGGGGCCACCACGGACGGCGGCCGCGACAUGGCCAAGGCCUGCUGCCUGCUGGACGUCCCCGUGCACAUGCCGUGCCUGGGCCACGCGCUGGACGCCGCCGUGCGCCAGGCCUUGAGGCUGCCCAAGCUGGCCGCCCUCCUGUCGCGCUGCCGCCGGCUGGUGCAGCACUUCCAGCGCUCGCCCGUGGCCGCCUUCGUCCUCUACGAGCAGCAGAAGCGGCGCCAGGCCGCGGCCACCAUGCUGCUGAGUGACCGCCCGGCCGGCUGGGCCGCCUGCCUGGCCAUGCUGCAGAGCCUCAAGCAGCACCGGGCGGCCAUCGCCAGCGUCCUGCUGGAGGACAGCAGCGGCCAUCAUCUCAUGCUGGAGGCGGCCGAGUGGGCCACGGUGGACGGCCUGCUGGACCUGCUGCAGCCCUUCCGCCAGGUGGCCGACGUGCUGUCCGCCUCGCGCUUCCCGGUCAUCAGCAUGGUCAAGCCGCUGCUGCACAUGCUGCUGAGGACCACGCUGAAGCCCAAGGACGCCGACCCCAAGGAGAUCAGCACGGCCAAGGAGGCCAUCGCCAAGGAGCUGGCCAGGACCUACCAGGAGCCCCCCGGCGUGGACAUGUUCCUCAACGUGGCCACCUUCCUGGACCCGCGCUACAAGCGCCUGCCCUUCCUGUCACCCUUCGAGCGCCAGCAGGUGGAGAACCGCGUGGUGGACGAGGCCAAGGGCUUGCUGGAGAGAGCCCGGCAGGACGCCUAUGCCGGCGCCGCCGCCGCCGCCACCGAGGACAAGCUGUUCCCCGGGCCCGACGAGCCCCCCGCCAAGAAGGCCGCCGCGGCCACCAGCCCGUCCCCGCCGCCCGGGCCCAGCAGCGCCAUCCACCACCUGCUGGCCGAGAUCUUCUGCCCGGCGGGCGGCGGGGACGAGCAGGAGGAGUGGCACGCGCAGGUGCUGGAGGAGCUGAGCAGCUUCAAGUCGCAGAAGGUCCUCGGGCUGCACGAGGACCCGCUCAAGUGGUGGAGCGAGCGCCUGGCGCUCUUCCCCGUGCUGCCCCGUGUCCUGCACAAGUACUGGUGCGUGGCGGCCACCCGCGUGCGGCCCCAGCGCCUCUUCAGCUCCGCCGCCGGCGUGGUCAGCGCCAAGAGGAACCGGCUGGCCCCCGCGCUCGUGCACCAGCAGGUCUUCCUCUACGAGAACGCCAGGCGGGACGGUGACCCCGAGCCCCAGGACGAGGACGAGGGCGAGUGGGGCCUGGACCCUGACCACGUGCUGUCCUCCCUGGGCGACGGCGGCCACGGUGGCUUCUUCGGGAUAAAUGACAGGGGCUUCCUCUAGGGACACGGCGCCGGGGCCUCUCGGCUGUGGGGCAGUCAACGGGUGGCCUUGAACGACAGAGCGCGUCCGGGGUCCUGGACACCAGGUCCUGGAAGCGGGGACUCUUCUCUGCAGACAG